Messenger RNA from Phyllostomus discolor (pale spear-nosed bat), 3192 nucleotides. It is a transcript of the gene GGNBP2, whose product is annotated as gametogenetin binding protein 2. Lineage: Eukaryota; Metazoa; Chordata; Mammalia; Chiroptera; Phyllostomidae. The transcript is spliced from 15 exons. Gene Ontology annotation, cellular component: cytoplasm; nucleus. The record is from RefSeq and is a predicted model, not a curated record. Bases 313 to 2529 code for a protein of 738 amino acids.
CCCCAAGUCCACCGCCCUCCCUCCCCCACUCCCCGUGGCGCGAGCGGCUGAUCCCGGAGAGGAAACGGCAUUCGGCGCCGCUCUCCCGCCCAGGCCGGUCCUGACGCGGGCCUCGUCAGCCGGUAACGGGGAGCAAAGGUGGGGGUCAGGGAGGCGACCACGAAAACGGAGGUUAGAGCCGAGAGGUCUCCUUGAGAACGGCAGGAGUUGGGAGGAGGCGGCAGCAGCAGGAGCAGCGGCGGCGGCAGCAGCGGCAGCGGCAGCAGCAGCUGGGAGGAGGUGGUGACGGUGGCAACGGCAGCGUCGGGGACGAUGGCGCGACUGGUGGCAGUGUGCAGGGACGGGGAAGAGGAGUUCCCCUUCGAGAGGAGGCAGAUUCCUCUCUUCAUAGACGACACCCUCACGAUGGUGAUGGAAUUUCCUGACAAUGUGUUAAAUCUCGAUGGGCAUCAAAAUAAUGGUACACAACUGAAGCAGUUCAUUCAGCGACAUAGUAUGCUUAAGCAACAAGAUCUGAGUAUUGCCAUGGUGGUGACAUCACGUGAAGUCUUGAGUGCACUUUCUCAGCUCGUCCCAUGUGUUGGUUGUCGUCGUAGUGUGGAGCGCCUCUUUUCCCAGCUUGUAGAAUCUGGAAAUCCUGCCCUUGAACCCUUGACAAUAGGGCCCAAGGGAGUCCUGUCUGUAACUCGAAGCUGUAUGACUGAUGCCAAGAAGCUUUAUACGUUAUUUUAUGUACAUGGGUCCAAAUUAAAUGACAUGAUAGAUGCUAUUCCAAAAAGUAAAAAGAACAAGAGAUGUCAAUUGCACUCCUUAGAUACGCACAAACCAAAACCUUUGGGUGAAGGGAGCAGUAGCAGUGUCAGUUCAGAGAAGUUAAGUACAGAUAAGAGAAGUAGUGAAGACCACAGGAAGGACAGCAAGUGUAGGAUCAUUUUGCAUUAUGGACCUUUCCAGGGACCAGCCAGAGGUUGUUGGAUGGAUGUAUGGGAACUAAUGUCCCAAGAAUGCAGGGAUGAAGUUGUUUUAAUUGACUCUAGUUGUCUUUUAGAAACACUAGAAACAUAUCUGCGAAAACACAGGUUUUGCACUGAUUGCAAAAAUAAAGUCCUCCGAGCAUACAACAUCCUUAUUGGUGAACUUGAUUGCAGCAAAGAAAAGGGCUACUGUGCUGCACUUUAUGAAGGCUUACGGUGCUGUCCACAUGAGCGACACAUACAUGUUUGCUGUGAAACAGACUUCAUUGCACAUCUUUUGGGUCGUGCUGAGCCAGAGUUCGCAGGAGGGCGAAGAGAAAGGCAUGCUAAGACAAUAGAUAUAGCCCAAGAAGAAGUUCUGACCUGCUUGGGCAUUCAUCUUUAUGAAAGACUGCAUCGGAUCUGGCAAAAACUGCGAGCAGAGGAGCAGACGUGGCAGAUGCUUUUUUAUCUUGGUGUUGAUGCUUUACGUAAGAGUUUUGAGAUGACUGUGGAAAAAGUACAAGGUAUUAGCCGAUUGGAACAACUGUGUGAACAAUUUUCAGAGGAGGAACGAGUACGAGAACUCAAGCAAGAAAAGAAACGCCAAAAACGGAAGAAUAGACGAAAAAAUAAAUGUGUAUGUGACAUUCCUACUCCCCUACAAACAGCAGAUGAGAAGGAAGUAAGCCAAGAGAAGGAAACAGACUUCAUAGAAAGCAGCUGCAAAGCCUGUGGCAGCACUGAAGAUGGUAAUAAUUGUGUAGAAGUAAUUGUUACCAAUGAGAAUACAUCAUGUACCUGUCCUAGCAGUGGCAGUCUUUUGGGGUCCCCUAAAAUAAAGAAAGGCUUAUCUCCACACUGUAAUGGUAGUGACUGUGGAUAUUCAUCUAGCAUGGAAGGCAGUGAAACAGGUUCUCGGGAGGGUUCAGACGUUGCCUGCACUGAAGGCAUUUGUAAUCAUGAUGAACACGGUGACGACUCCUGUGUUCAUCACUGCGAAGACAAAGAAGAUGAUGGUGAUAGUUGUGUUGAAUGUUGGGCAAACUCUGAAGAGAACACCACCAAAGGAAAAAAUAAAAAGAAGAAAAAGAAAAGCAAGAUGUUGAAAUGUGAUGAACAUAUCCAGAAGCUGGGAAGCUGUAUUACAGAUCCAGGUACUCGAGAGACCUCAGGAAAUACCGUGCACACAGUGUUUCACCGCGAUAAGACCAAAGAUGCACAUCCUGAAAGCUGCUGUAGCUCUGAAAAGAGUGGGCAGUCACUGCCUUGGUUUGAGCAUAGGAAAAAUGUACCACAGUUUGCAGAACCUACAGAAACAUCAUUUGGUCCUGAUUCUGGAAAAGGUGCCAAGAGCUUAGUUGAACUUCUUGAUGAGUCUGAAUGUACUUCAGAUGAGGAAAUCUUUAUCUCACAAGAUGAAAUACAGUCAUUUAUGGCUAAUAACCAGUCUUUCUACAGCAAUAGAGAACAAUACCGACAGCAUCUGAAGGAGAAGUUUAAUAAAUACUGCCGCUUAAAUGAUCACAAGAGGCCCAUUUGUAGUGGCUGGUUGACAACAGCUGGAGCAAAUUAAGUAAAUAAAAUAGCUCUGUCUUUCAAUGAAACACUCAAGAUGACUACUGCGCCUUCUAUUUCAAAAAACCUCUUAAUUUAGUGACUUAUGGCAAAUUUUUAUCUUAAAUCAAUGUGAUUCUUUCUUGUUUUGGGAGAUGGUGGAGGUAACCUCAUUAGUUUGUUCUUUCUUCAGGCUUGUGUCUUUAGUUGCGUGGCUACGCAGGCCUGCCAUAUGAUUUAAGCCAUCUCUUUUCAUUAAAUGUUUCUCUUCCUGUGAGACUUACUAAAGCAACUUAGUGGCAAAAAGUAAUGUUGUACUUAUACUUCUGUACAGAAAUGACAAUGAGCUGAAUAUAUGGUUUUACGAAGUAGACAUCCACUUGCGAAAUGUUUGGAUGUAAUGUUAAAAGCGCAAUGUGCAAAAUUUAAAUAAAGAAUAUUUAUUAAUAUGCACAGUAAAAUUUGGUGUACAUGUUUCUACUUCAUGUAUGGCAGUAUUUUAAUAUUUGGCACUUGUGGACUUGGUACUUGGCCAGUGUUGAUGUUCGAGAGGAUGAAGAAAGAGCAAAUGAGGAUGCAGAUACAGAUUGUCGAAGACAAAAAUCUUACCUUGAUCAGAACUGACAGCCAAGAAAAGAAGUUUCCAGUCUUUUGGUUUGAUAGAAUAAAUUUGCUGCAAUAC